CGAAAAGUCAAAACAAGUAGGCGCGCUAUCAUGUCUAGCCGACAGAAAACUACGAAAUUGGUUAAAAUAAGAAAUGCCUCAGAGUCUACAAAGUUCGGUGUAGGCGCCACAACCCUGAGCGAGCUCUUGAAAAAGUCUUGCCAGUUAAUGAAGAUUCCAACCUCUGGAUCACGUGUGUGUCUAUACGAGGACGGGGCUGAACUCACGGAGGACUAUUUUCGCUGUUUGCCAGUCAAUGCGGAACUAGUGCUGUUGACCAAAGGACAACACUGGAAUGGAUUAUUCAGUGACAUUCAGCGUCUGCUGGAUCUGGACAGAUUCUCUGCCCAGCUGAUUGAUGAGGCCAAGGAUUUCCUCUCAGACGAGACCUCAGCCAAACGCCGCAAAAUCCUUGGCGACUUGCUUCACAACUUGAGGGACCAAUCCGAGCUCGAGGACCGAGCAGAGGACGCGGACUGGUUCCAGGGUAUUGAUACCAGAUUUAAGACCAAAUCUGCUUACAUGAAGUUCAACUGUGAGAGCCGUAUUCGGGGAUAUGUGAAGGAGGUUGAUGGCUACAUGCGGACCCUCCCUGGUGCCAAACAGCAGGCCGAGUACAAGAGAGUCCUGGACAGCAUGACGGCUAAGCUCAAGGCGGCCCGCUAUAACGGCGGCUACUUCGACCGGACGGAGAAGGACGCGCGGCGCUUGUGCUCCAAGGAGGGCUGGUUCUCCUGCCAGGGCGCGUUUGAUGAAGAGGCCUGUGGUCAUCUGCACUCCAUCAAUCCCUACGGCACGCGCGAGAGCCGCAUCCUCUUCAGCACCUGGAACCUGGACCACAGGAUUGAGAAGAAGCGCACCAUCCUGCCCACCCUGGUGGAGGCGCUGCAGGGGCGUAGCGGCGGCGACAUCAACGCGGACUACUUCUACAAGCUGCUCUUCACACUCGACAACCUCAAACUGGUGCACAUCGUGUGUCACAAGAAGGGAGCCCAUGAGCUGUCCUGCGACAGGCGGCGCAUCUACAAACAAGCCAAGAGGGUGAGGAGAUGAGGAGAUGAGGAGGAGCAAAGAGGGUGAGGAGAUGAGGAGGAGCAAAGAGGGUGAGGAGAUGAGGAGGAGCAAAGAGGGUGAGGAGAUGAGGAGGAGCAAAGAGGGUGAGGAGAUGAGGAGGAGCAAAGAGGGUGAGGAGAUGAGGAGGAGAUGAGGAGGAGCAAAGAGGGUGAGGAGAUGAGGAGGAGAUGAGGAGGAGCUGGAUAUCUCUGACAGAAGGAGGGAAACUCCCAAAGGCAGCUUGAUUAUGCUUUGCAGCACUGUUUUUUUAUAAUGGAAAUUUUGAGAUAUCUUUGUAUGUGAUAAUUUAUUUUCUUACAUGAAUUUGUCCAGAAUUGUUUAAAUAAUAUGUAUUGAACAUUUCCAUGCCAAAACUAUUUGCUCAAAAUGUUUUAUCCAUUUUUAAUGUGAAAGUGUUUCUUUGCACUGUAGCCUGUAAGUGUUUGCAUUAUAUCUGUCUGGUUGUUUUAGACAAGGGAACAGUCUGUUCCUGCCCUAUUUGUCCACCCAUGGAUUUGUUAUCGUUUCGAUUCUCCUUCCAAGGAUGUUUUUCCAAGCAUUUGAGCCCUGAAGUUCGUUUAUUUACUUGAAAUAAAAUCCAAUUUCCUGCGACAGGCAUGUAUGUAGUCACAAUCUCCACCCACACAACUGUAUUGCACUGAUCGGAGUUUGCAUUUCACCGUUUAUCAUUAAUCAUUUAAUAUCAUUUAAUAAUCGUUUAUCAUUAAAAUACUUUAAACCAUAAACGAGGACAUUUUGCAUCAAUUUGGUUAGUCUGAGAUUAUGAGUGCCGCUACAGCUGAGUUCUUCAGCAGCACAGAUUCCACAUUUAAGCAACGCGGCAUAAGCGGACAUGAGGCUGGUAAAGGAUAUGGCCACGGCUGGAUUUGGCACGUCUCUAACGAGGAUAUUCCCACUUACGGAAUGCCUGUCAAUCAUUCGGCCGUGCAGAACUGCUCCAUAACAUCACACUGGCCCAACAGACACAGGCAAUGAACAUCAAAAGGAAAAAAUCCAGGUACAGGCACACAGGC
This is a messenger RNA of Sardina pilchardus (European sardine), 2066 nucleotides long. RefSeq names its product DNA fragmentation factor, beta polypeptide (caspase-activated DNase) (gene dffb). NCBI's taxonomy places the organism in Eukaryota, Metazoa, Chordata, Actinopteri, Clupeiformes, Clupeidae. The transcript has 7 exons. Gene Ontology annotation, molecular function: DNA endonuclease activity. The record is from RefSeq and is a predicted model, not a curated record. Gene Ontology annotation, cellular component: nucleus; cytoplasm. Gene Ontology annotation, biological process: apoptotic DNA fragmentation; apoptotic process. Bases 31 to 1032 code for a protein of 333 amino acids.